This is a messenger RNA of Anopheles maculipalpis, 4225 nucleotides long. RefSeq names its product mediator of DNA damage checkpoint protein 1-like. Gene Ontology annotation, cellular component: MLL3/4 complex. NCBI's taxonomy places the organism in Eukaryota, Metazoa, Arthropoda, Insecta, Diptera, Culicidae. The transcript has 5 exons. Bases 2 to 4225 code for a protein of 1407 amino acids. Gene Ontology annotation, molecular function: protein binding. The record is from RefSeq and is a predicted model, not a curated record.
GAUGCAUUUGAAUGUCCAAGGCACGAAACAUCCGAUCCGGCCGGGACUAAGUUUGAUUGGUUCGGUGGCAAAUGAACGGUACAACACAAUACUGCUGCAGGACAGGAGUAUUUGCCCCAAACAUGCCAGCCUUCGGUUUGACAGUGUCACAAACAAACUUGAAAUUUUGGAUCUCUGCUCCAUACAAGGGGUUUCCGUUAACCAAAAACUUAUCGAUCCUUUAUGCUGGAAGGAAAUCACAACCCAGAGUCAAGUACAGCUCGGCAGUGUACUUGCCUCAGUUGAAAUUGACAACAAAGAAACGGUUGAUGAGCCAUCAUUCUUGCACAAUGAAGAUUCAACGGACGUUAUCGACUGCAGUUUGGAGGAAACAACACCAUCCACUCUUCAAGGCAGUAGAAAAAUGGUGCAACCCAAUGUUGCUUUAUUGGCCACAUCACAGCGAAGAUCUUCAUUGAUUGAAACAGCAGCCACCGUACACGAACCACCGCCUUCCUCAUCGUUGCCAGUGGGCAGUCAUAGUUUUCUCGUACCGGAAACGCAACAAUUUAAUGAUAGUAUUGCAGUUUCUUCCAAACACAAUGAAGCAUCCAUCCCCAAAAAUGAUGAACCUGCAGAAAAUAACGAGUUAAACGGUGAAGAUGAUGAAGAUUUCUUUUUCAUACCGGAAACACAGCAACCGGAAGAUGAGUUGGCCUGUCCAUCGGAAGUGUUCGGUGUGAUCGGGUCUGGGGUACAGGAAACGCCCGCAGAACAAACCGCAGCGACGGAAGAUGAAUACUUUCAAAUGACAGCAGAUAAUGAUGAAAAUAGUAAUGAUGGGAUGUUUAACAACAAGUACGUGGAAGAGUCGCAAAACUUGAUGGAAAAUCUUGAUGUAUCGUACAAUGGCGCCGUUGUUGCAUCUCGAGGUUCGAUACUGCCCGAGCGUUCCGUUGAUUCAAUAUCGUUCCAAGAGCUUCGCAAUACGACGAACGAAAUGAGCCGUAUCGAGUGGAAUGAGAGCAAAAAGGAAGAUGAAAAUUUGGUAGAGAAGCGAUUGGAACCAACGAAAGGCGGUGGAAAAGCUAAUGAAGCAGAUGAUCGUUCAAUCACACCGGAACUACAUUUUGAUAAUGAUCCACCAGUGGCAACGGUCGUAAAGAGUACCUCAAGUUCUGAGGAAAUCUGUAGAAACAAAACUGGUUCUGUACCGGAAGCUAAUCAGUUAACGGAAAAUGCGAAAGCGAUUGAUCACGCGAUUCGUUCAUCAGUAACACCCGAGUUGCGCUUCGACGAUCAGGAAAAUGUAGACGAUGAUGAGCAUGAAAUUUCGCUUAAUCAAGAAGGAUGUACUAAUCUGAAGACUUGUCAAUCUUCUCCGAUAAAGGACGACGAGGCUCGUGUGCGAAACGUGUAUGAAAUGGAAACGCAGCCAUUUGCAGACGAUGAUCCGUACGGCCUAGUAACGCAGCCUCUUCAAAGGUUGGACGUACAAUUUAAAUCUCUCGUUUCGCCUCAGAAGCGGCCGGUAGAAGAAGACCCGUACGAAUUACAGACGCAACCGUUGGUUGUGGAAAAAGCUAGUACUAGCAAGUCUUCGAACAAGUCACCAUUUUUAAAGCCUAUCCAACCAGCAGCACAAAGUAAAAGAAAUCGUACGCCUGAAGUUGAUUAUGCGAACAUGCCAACGCAGCCAUUCUCUCCUCCCGAAUUCCUAUACCAGCCACAUAUGGAACACGGCGGGACAAACGCAGGCAAUGAAUCGCCCCAUGCUAAUUCAACACGAAUUUCCGUCUUUAAAAGACAAACGAAAGAUGGAAACACGCCGGAAAUUGAUUAUGCAAACUUGCCAACGCAACCAUUUACACCUCCAGAGCUGUUAGUGCAACCGACAAACGCAUCACGAUAUAGAAGCAAGGAGGCUCUAUCCACAUCCGCACCAUCGAUCGAUGACGAUGAUUUACUAACGCAACCGUUAAGUCCACCAAAAGAGCAACUCGAUACACCCGUCUUGUAUCGUGCGGCCAGCGCGUUUGAUCCGUACAAUUUAGACACGCAUCCUUUAAACCCUGCUGCAACGGAAACGACCAAAGAUGGGAUAGAAAAGAAAAAACCUAUCCUGAAACUGGUCGAUUUAAAGGCAUGCCACUUGUCGCCACCGAUUGAUAGUAGUUUGAAAAACUAUCAUUCUUUGGUGAGAGAUGGCGAUGAGAAUGUUUACGAUAUUGAAAGGCUGCGGUUACUAGAAUUUGGCGCACUGGCAGAGCAUGAAGUGUCGCAAUUUAAUCCACAAAUAAAUAGUACGACGCGUCUGUCACUGGUACAGGCGCAGCACGCUGUUGAACCAGGUGUACAAAUAUCUCCAACGACUUCUAACAAGGAAAACCACACGAUAAAGGAAACAGAAAGUGAAGAAGUAUCACACGAUACGGACGAAGAAGAGCUAGGGUUGGCUGAAACGAUUCCAAUCGAAACACUUUUCCCACACAAGCCAAAGACAGACUGUGCGGAGAAUGGGAAGGAAGUGAAGCUAUUCAAAAUACCGCUCAAGAAAUCGGACACACUGGCGACUCCUAAAGCUCAAAGAAAAAGAAAAGAAAAAGGUGUUGAGAUGUCAGAAUUUCUCACCCCGGAACAUCCGAUGUUACUGCUACCGAAAGCCGAUGUUAUCCGCUCCGUGUCUGAUCAAAUGCGAGGAUCAAACACGCUACAAUCGAACGCCGCGGCCAAGCCCAAACCAAAGUACCAUUUUAAUGAAAGUAGUAGUAGCAGCGACGAUGAGGAUCACGUUAACGGUCGGUUGGCGUUCAAGAAAACGAACGUAAGUAUAGCGCUGGAGAAAGAGUUGGCAAAUGUGCGGGAAAUUGGCAAGCUAAAAAAACAGCAAGAGCUCUCCGCGCGUGAGAAACUUCCACCCAAAAAGGAAGAUGAUGAGAAACUGGAAGCGAUCGGGAAGGUUAAAGCUCGGGAUGAAGAUAGCAGAUGCAGCAAAAGAACGGCUCAACGUAAAGCAUCGGUAGAAGUAGAGAAAAUCAAAGCAGAACCUUCGAAAAGGGCAAAGGAUGUCGAGAAAUCAUUGCAAGGCAAAAAGAAAUCAAGUCGCACGGUGGCCAACGGUAAGGAAUACAAACCGCACGCCAAACAGUCCUAUCAUUGUGCGAGCGAAACUACCCGACCGGAACGAAAAUCAUCCGAGGCAAGAUCUUCGCAUGGAUGUCCUAAUGUACCUGUACGCGUUUCGACCCGCCAACGACGGGAUUCGUAUAAGAAAAGAAUGAUGGAAGAAUCGGUCGAUUAUCUGCCAGACUCGCCUAAGAAAUCAUCUAACGCCGUGUCACCGCCAUCUACUCGUGCGAGUCGUAAACGAAAGGAGGAUCAUCAAUCAGCAGCAGAACGUGUAGAAAGCUGUAAAAUUGGAGCUGUUGAAUCUAAACGACAUAAAACAGGGCCGUCGGAAGUAGAGAAGAAGGAGGAGCGUACACGAAGAACAUCAACGGCUAGCCGCACCAACAAGGUAGUGGGUAAAUCAUCCGAUUUAUUUGAGGAACGGGGCAUAUCGUCAGACGAUCUGACGAAUGAUAGGGCGACAGGCGGCGGGAGCACAACGGAAGAAAGUGAUGCAUCCGCUGUGCCGGCAACACGAUCCACUCGACUGCGACUUAUUUUCACAAAAAUGAACCCAGAACCGUACCGACAGUGUAUAGCCCGUGCGGGUGGUAAAAUAGUGGACAUGCCCGAGCUAGCAACCAUCCUAGUGACGGAUCACAUUAUUCGCACAUACAAGUUUCUAUGCAGCGUUGCGAAAGGAAUCCCGAUCGUUGGACAAUCAUAUCUGGAUGCGUUGCAGAAAUCUGGCGGAAAGGAGUAUGUCGAUGCAUGGGACCACAUCCUAUCCGAUCCCGUCAAGGAGAAGCGUUAUGAUUUUAAUCUGCGUGAAACACUGUUGAAAGCAAAGCGGCAUAAACUAUUUCAAGAUUACACUGUUUUUGUUACCUCCAGCACACAGCCACCACCGUCGGAAUUGUGCUUAAUACUUUCGUGCGCCGGAGCAAAAAUAUCGAAGCACUCCAGCCAAUCGCCGAAAAAUACAGGCAAAAUGUUUGUCAUAUCCGAUCCUGCCGACAGUGCGUCAUGGGUAAAGUAUAGGGAAAAGUUUCCAAACAUUGAAAUCGUUUCGACCGAAGGGUUUAUGCUUUCAAUCAUGCAGCAUUCGAUCAACUUCAGGAAGUAUCGUUUGUUGUAA